This is a messenger RNA of Sclerotinia borealis F-4128, 1857 nucleotides long. NCBI's taxonomy places the organism in Eukaryota, Fungi, Ascomycota, Leotiomycetes, Helotiales, Sclerotiniaceae. The record is from the annotation of a GenBank genome assembly.
AUGACCAACACAAAGCUCAACAACUUUCAUCCGGGAGUAUUCAACUUCGGAGAAUAUCUAACGGAAGAUGCACUCCAAGUGAUCCAAUUCACUAACAACAAUCAAUCCCCCGACCUAUUUUUCAGUCCCGGAGUAGAAAAAGGACAACCGGAUUGGAAUAUGCCUAGCAAUAGGUUUGACCAGGCAUGUGACCACGCAUUUGGCGAAGAUCAGCUCGAUGAUUCCUUCAUGAGGAUGUUUGACAAUAUCGUCCAAACCCCAAACAAUAUCGAUAUCACUCAUAUCAAACAACAUGGGGAAAUCGAUGGGAGUCCCUGUAUCAUGACUCGGGAAUUUAAUGAGGGGUGUGCUGUGGCUACUUUUCCUAUGAAAACGAAUUGUACCAGCUCGAUGGGUAAAUUGCCGAGAAAUAUCUCGCCGGCUUCGUUCGCGGUCGAUGAUAUGCAGGCAGCUAGGUUUCAAUCUAAGAGUAGCUCGAAAGUACCGUCGAAACAUACUCCUUUUGCAAUGGAGAACGCUUCCGAUUUUUCAAAAGACAUGAAUACAGAAACGAACAAACCCCACUCAAAAAGAAAAUACCACUUCUCAAACACCCCCCACCCAGAACACUUACACUCACACACACCCCUCUCCCCACAAUCCAGCAUCGUCCUCCCCCCCAAAAAGAAGCGUCGACCCCGCGCCAAAAAGAUCCUCACCCCCCACGAAAGCAGUCUCGCGCGGGAAAAAUAUCUGGAGAAGAAUCGACGGGCCGCGCGCAAAUGUCGGAUGAAGAAAAAAGCCGAGAUGGUUUCUGAUCAGGCGAAAUACGAGUUUUAUAUAGCGCAGAUACGGGCUUCGAAAAUGCAGUUGGGGGAGAGGAGGAGGGAGUUGUUGGAGUUGGUGGAGGUUUGUAAGGGGAUGGUGGGGGAGGGGUGUGCGGAUGGGGGGAUUAGGUCGUUUGUGAGGAAUUGGAAUUUGGGUUUGGGUUUUAAUGGGAAUGGGAAUGGGAAUGGGAAUGGGAAUGGGAAUGGGAAUGGGAAUGGGAAUGGGAAUGGGAAUGGGUGUGCGGGGGAGAGGGAGAGGGAGGAGGGGUGUAGGGGGGUGGGGAUGGGGGAGAAUGCGGAUAUGGGGAUGGAGAUGGAGGUGGGGAGGUUGGUGGAGAGGUGUAGGGAGGCGAGAUUGGGGGGUGAAGGAGGGGGAGAUGGAGAUGGAGAUGAAGGUGGGGGAGAAGGAAGGCUUGUGAGUGGAGAGGCGGCGGAUGGAAACGUAAAUGAAGAAUGGACAACAGGCUACACCGGGCUAGAAAGCGAAAGUACCGGUACCAUACAAGGAAAUACUCAUAUCCAGGCCGAUACUUCUCCUUCUACAUCCACCUCCACCUCAUAUUCUCCAACUACAUCAAGCUAUAGCUAUACUUCUUCGGGUAUUACGGAGAAUGAUGAGGUUGGAUCUUGUCAUGUGAGUGGUUUACCUUUACCUCUUACUCAUGAAGAUGCGCAAUUGCAACUACCACAACAGCAGAGUAUAAAUUGGCACGAUAUCAUUUCCUCGCUUCAACAGUUACCUAUGCCGGUGGAACAGUCUGCAUCGCGUAUGAGUAUUGAUUUUGCAAAUACAAAUACAAAGAUGGAUGCAAAUGCAAAUUCCUCCCUAUCACCAUCUUCAGGGUACUCUUCAACAUCCACCGCCUUCACGACGCAUACUACUCAACCGAACAUCGAUCCUCUCUCCUCAACCAUCUCAUCUACAUCCACAUCCACUACAUACACAUCCCCAACAUCCGAGUCCACAACUUCCCCUACACCUCAAUAUCCCGAACUCGAACUCGAACUACAAAGUUUCUCUACCCAUACAUAUCCCCCUCUCUCCACAUAA